AUGUCCUAUGAGCUACCCGUAGUGCCCGUUGAAGGUCUCAAGCAACAGCAACCAGUGGACGAUCUUAAGAUCACCGAGGUGGAUCGUUCUGAAGCUGAGAUCGACCCCGCAAUCGAACGUCGAGUUCUGUGGAAGAUCGACAAGGUCAUUAUGCCAUUGGCUAUCCUGGUGUACUUUUGCCAGUAUUUGGACAAACGAGGAUUGGCAUUCGCCGCCAUCUUUGGGCUGAAGAAGGAUCUCAAUCUGACCGGCCAAGCCUAUUCUUGGGCUUCGAGUAUCUUUUAUUUCGGGACACUUGCCUCCCAGAUUCUGGCUGUGAAGAUUUUGCACAUGUUUUCCAUCAAAUUAUAUGUUGGAGUCACCGUUGUAUUAUGGGGUGGCGUUAUGAUGGCCCAAGCUGCACCGCAAAAGGCUGCCGACUUGCUCGCGGUGCGAUUCCUGCUUGGGCUGAUGGAAGGGUCCGCGUACCCCGCAUUCGUCUUGAUGAUCUCCUUCUGGUAUCGAAAGGCAGAACACCCGUCGCGAUUCGCCUUGUUGGCUGCCGCCGAUAUCUUUGCCCAGGGGCUUGGUGGUCUGUUCCUCUAUGGAUUGAGUUCCAUCAAGGGACACCUCGCUGGCUGGCGUAUUGCUAUGCUCAUUGCAGGAGCAAUAUCGAUUUGUAUCGGUCUUGCAUUUGCCUACUUGAUCCCCGCAGACAUGGCUGGAGCUUGGUUCCUCACCUCCGAAGAAAAGCAGAUAGCGCACGAUCGAGUUGCUCGGGAGCACGCAAGUGCACACGAACGCCACUUUCAAUGGGACCAGUUCUGGGAGACGAUGAGGGAUCCGAAAUUCUACUUGGUCUUCUUCUGGGCAUUCCUCCUUUGCGCCUGUACGGUUCUCAAUUUCGGAACCUUGAUUUUGAAUGGGCUUGGCUAUUCGACCUUCAUAACCACUGUUUUGCAGCUUCCCGCUUGUGGUAUGCAGGCUACCUGUCUCAUCCUUGCCGUCUUAUCCUGCAAAAGGUUCCCAAAUCAUAGAGGAUACAUCCAAGCCAUUUGUGCUGUGGUCCCAUUGAUUGGCAGCAUUUUGCUUCAGGUGCUGCCUUAUAAAAACAAAUGGCCACUUGCAGGUGCCCUAUGGAUGACAACUUGCAACUACCACAUUUUAUCUGUCAAUCUGUCCAUCAUCUCAUCCAACAUCAAAGGUCACACGCGAAAGACACUCUUUUCGACUGUUUACUACAUUGGCUACGCUACAGGAUGUAUCGUUGGACCCCAGCUUUUCCGUGACAAGGAGGCACCUCUUUACAAAUCAGCCAUGCGGGCAAUUUCGGCCAUGUACGGCAUCUACAUUGUGUUCAUGCUCCUCUUUAUGUUCAUCUGCAAAUGGGAGAACGCGCGCCGAGAUCGAUUGGCGGCGGAAGGCAAUGAAGAGGCGAUCCCUCGUCCAGCUGUGGACUAUGAUAAUAGGACCGAUGUGAAAGAUCUUAGCUUCCGAUAUGUUCUAUAG
Messenger RNA from Kwoniella shivajii, 1488 nucleotides. RefSeq lists its product as uncharacterized. Gene Ontology annotation, cellular component: membrane. The transcript has 6 exons. Gene Ontology annotation, biological process: transmembrane transport. Bases 1 to 1488 code for a protein of 495 amino acids. Gene Ontology annotation, molecular function: transmembrane transporter activity. The record is from RefSeq and is a predicted model, not a curated record. NCBI's taxonomy places the organism in Eukaryota, Fungi, Basidiomycota, Tremellomycetes, Tremellales, Cryptococcaceae.